This is a messenger RNA of Nerophis lumbriciformis (worm pipefish), 2175 nucleotides long. It is a transcript of the gene pnp4a, whose product is annotated as purine nucleoside phosphorylase 4a. Gene Ontology annotation, cellular component: cytoplasm. Lineage: Eukaryota; Metazoa; Chordata; Actinopteri; Syngnathiformes; Syngnathidae. Gene Ontology annotation, molecular function: purine-nucleoside phosphorylase activity. The record is from RefSeq and is a predicted model, not a curated record. Gene Ontology annotation, biological process: nucleoside metabolic process.
GGGGAAGACGUGCGUGUGCAUGCAGGGACGCUUCCACAUGUAUGAAGGACACUCACUGUGCAAGGUGCAUGUCUUUGGAAGUGGGAGGAAGCCGGAGUACCCGGAGGGAACCCACGCAGUCACGGGAAGAACAUGCAAACUCCACACAGAAAGAUCCCGAGCCCGGGAUUGAACCCAAGACUACUCAGGACCUUCGUAUUGUGAGGCAGAUGCACUAACCCCUCUUCCACCGUGACGCCCCAUGCACACAUAUAUAUACAUAUAUACAUAUGGGUCGGUACCAGGAAGAUGUUUGCAAAGGUUACCUUUUAUACUGUAAUUAUUACUGUAUUUGACAAGGGGCAGACAGCAUAAGAACACGUGCAGUUUGUACUAAAUCUAAAGGAAAUACAGUAUUCUGUUGGGGAAAUGUGGCGCUUGUUGAUAAUUCCCUGGUUGUUUUCAUUCUCGUCGUUAGUUACAUGCUAUUUUGUUCAAAAUAAUGAAUAUUUUGAUAUUUAUUUAAUUGUUUUGCUCAGCCGCACACUUUUCCUAUGUCGCUGUACAGUAAGUUGCAUUUUUGGUUCUAUGGCUAUCGUCACACUUUUUUCCUCACAUGGUAUCUGAGCAUCAUGACCGAUUGCAACGCCACCGUCUCCAUGACGACACCCUUGACCUAUCGCCAUCGUGUCCUUCAGACCACCUUUCCAGUGCGAGUCUUCAAGCUGCUGGGCGUGGAGACUUUGAUCGUGACCAACGCCGCCGGCUCGUUGGCCGACGACCUGCGUCCCGGCGACCUCAUGGUCAUCAAGGACCACGUCAACUUCCCGGGUCUGGUGGGCCUGAACCCGCUGUGCGGACCCAACGAUGACAAAUUCGGGCCGCGCUUCCCGGCAAUGUCGAGCUGCUACGACAAAGGCCUGCGUUGCCUAGCGAUGGAGAUCGCAAAGGAGAUGGGCGUGGCCGGCCUCAUGCAGGAGGGCGUGUACGCAAUGGUGGGCGGACCCGCUUUUGAAAGCAUCGCCGAGGCCAGGCUGUUGCAUGGACUUGGCGUGGAUGCUGUCGGUAUGAGCACAGCGCCCGAGGUCGUCAUAGCAACACACUGCGGCCUGCGAGUAUUCGGCCUCUCUCUCAUCACCAACAAGGUGGUGAAGAGCUACGAGGACACGGACAGCGUGGACCACCAGGGCGUGCUGGAGGUGGGGCGGAUGCGCUCGCAGACGCUGCAGCACUUUGUGACUGAGCUGGUCUCCAGGAUGGACGUCAACAACAACAGCAGGAAUGCUCUCUGAGAGGACUUUCCUUUUCUUUGUGUACAGCUGCAUUAUUUUAACGCUAACUUUAUUAUAAAAAAAUAAAAAAUAAACUUUGCAAUUUGAGAAAUGCUGUAUGCUGAUGUGGAAAAAUAUUGACAUAAUGGAGAUGCUGAAUAAGAGUGUAAGGAUUAACCCCUGAUGUACAGUAUUUGUUAUUGUAAACAUAAAUGAGAUUUGUGGUUUGAUACGUGGUAUGAUGAUAUAAUAUACAUAUAUAUUUCUGAUGUUAUAUGACUAAAAACACAAUGCUAAACCAAAAUGUUUCAUGCCGCUUUGAUUAUUCCAGUUAAGUAGCGAUAAAGGCAGCAAGGAUAAAUAGCAAAGACAACAGGAAAAAACGACUUCCAAGUCUUCCCCAAACUUGUCCCAAAAUCGUUUGUGCUGCAAAAAUGUUCAAUUGUGGCUUUUUAAGUUUUUAUGGUAUUAAUGUGUUAUUAUUCAUAACCAGCCCUCCAAACAAUGUUCCCUCUAAUUUUGCAUGUGUGUGAGCAAAAGCAGUGUGUAUUAUAUUUAUCCAUGAGAGCAUUUUUGUUGUAAAUUGUGAGGUGUGUGUGUUAAAAACAUGGUUGUGUUUACAAAUGAUGACACAUGUGAACAAGAGCAUGUAUUGUCUUUGUGUGACGAUGUAAAUGAGGUGUGGUUGUAUUGUAUAUUAAGUAUGUGUCCAUGAAAGGGCAUUUUAUGACUUUUCUUAAUUUGAUUAGUAUGAUUUUAUUGUCAUAAUUGUAUUGCAUGAUUUUUGUAUCCCUUUAAUUUAGGUUGCCAGGGACUGCAGAUGGAAAUGAGCUAUUUAGCUAUAAUCUGGUACAGAACAUAUGUGUCUUUGAGCUUAAUGUUUCUGUGCAUUGUCCCUUCAAAAUAAAGACUAAACUAAACCAAA